Effrenium voratum is the source of this 1827-nucleotide messenger RNA. The record is from the annotation of a GenBank genome assembly. NCBI's taxonomy places the organism in Eukaryota, Dinophyceae, Suessiales, Symbiodiniaceae.
GGCCCAAAUUUUGCUGCACUGGACAUCCAGUUUCUCAGUUAGUUAGGGGAGGUCGCCGGAGGCUGUUCCAUCUCAGCAGCCCGAAGGUCAGGAAGCUUUGUGAGGUCCUCCACAGCAGUCAUGGGGAAGAAACCAGCGACGAAGAUGAGUAUGGCGGAUCUGAACGCCAAGUUCGGAGGGAACAUGGCCGAGCAGCAGCUGCCGUCGCAGAGCGUGGGGAAGGACUUCGGCAAGGGCGGCGGCAAAGGCGGCAAGGGCUUCCGCGACAUCGACGGGGGGCGCGAGGCCGACGACUGGCGCAGCUCUGGGCCCCGCAAGGGCAAGGGCAAGGGCGACGAGCCCAGCCGCGCUGACAACGGGGACUGGCGCGGCGGCGGCGGCGGCGGCGGCGGCGGCGACCGGGGCGGCGACCGGGGCGGCUUCCGCCGGGACCGGGACGACAACACGCAGGCCAACAAGGACGACGACUGGCGGUCCGGCAUGGGCGGUGGUCGCCGCGAGGACGGCGACCGCGGCUUCGGCCGCGGCGACCGCGGCGGCUUUGGCGACCGCGGCGGCGACCGCGGCGGCGACCGCGGCGGCGACCGCGGCGGCGACCGAGGCGGCAGCCGCGCGGAUGAAGGCAACUGGCGCGGCGGCGGCGGCAGCGGCGGUGGCGGCGGCGGCGGAGACGGGGAGCGGCCGAGGCUGAAUUUGAAGCCGCGCUCAAAACCGGUCCCUGAAGGCGGCGAAGACGGGAAGCUUCGGGAGGACGACGACCGCAAGCCAGGCGGCGGCGCGGGCGGCGGCGGCGGCGGCGGCGGCGGAGGAACAAGGUACAUCCCUCCAGCCCAGCGGAGAGCAGCCGAGGAGGAGGCCCGGAGGAGAGAGGAGGACGACGCCCGGCGUCGCCAGGAUGAGGAGAGGCGAAGCAAGCAGCGGCAGGAGGAUGAGAGGCGGCAGAGGGAGGAGGAUGCCAAAAUGGAGAAGAAGCGAGCGGAGGAAGCCAAGAAGGCUGAGGCUGAGAAGCAGAGACGCCUUGCGGUGAAAGCCGAGAAGGAGGCAGAGGCUCGCGAGAAGCGGGAGGCUCUGAAGAGUGUCAGCCAGGCUCAGAAGAAGUCGUCGCAGGGCUCCAGCAAGAAGCAGGUCUACGACCCCUCGAAGGUCGAAGGCUUCCUGGAGAGCUGCGAGGAGGUGCUCCAGGAGCAGGGCGACGUGAAGAAGCUUGUGGAUCAGGUGGAGGAGCAGCUUACAGAGGACGAGCUGGGCACUGUGCAGCCCAUUGCCAAGCUGAACGAGCUUCUGUUACGCUACUGCCGCGGCAAGCAGGACGAGGAGAUCUUCACACUUCUGCAGGACUGGUCCCCGGUGCUGAGCUGUCUCAUUGAGAAGUCGGGCAUCCGACGGUUCAAGGUGAAGGUGCUGAUAGAGAUCCAGCGAGUAGCCAGCAAGAUGGGCCUGCCGAGGCUGUCGCCGGCCUCUGCCCUCUUGGAGGCCUUCUUUGAUGGCCUCUACCGCGCUGAGGUCAUCGAGGAGGACUACUUCGAGAUGUGGGCCAAGGCGGAUGACGACACCCAGGGCAAGACUAGCGCCAUGUUCCAGGUCACCGCGUUCCUCGAUUGGCUGCGGGGCAUCGUCGAGGAGGAUGACAUGGAGGAGGGUGAGGGUGAAGAGGAAGAGGACGAGGAGGAUGAUGAGGAAGAGGAGGAUGACAUCGAGGAGAACGUGCCGAGCUCCAGGCGGAAGUGAGCGGCGCUGCUCGCCCUUUUCCGCAUACGGCCAGAGCAGGCCUCUGUAAAACCAGCAGGGUGUUCACAGUUGGCUGGUCAUGUCCUCAUUGAAGCUCGG